UUAAUUAUUAAACUUGGAAUUUCAAUUGGACUCAUUGUUUCUGAUUAAUUAUACAUCUGUGUUAACUUAGAUUCUUAUCUGACUUUGUUUGGUAUCUUGUGUGUAUCUCAUUUAACUUAAUUCUGACUUCAACUAACAACAGCUGAUUGAGUGAAAUUUAUUAAUUUGGUCGCAAAUUUCUAGUGCAAUGUCUUUGCCUCAUUUCACAAGAUCAACAAGGACUUUGUUGAUUAAAUUGCCAAUCAAGUUUAAUUAUUUAUCAUCUAGAUGGACAAGUGAAGUUUCCAAUAUACAAAUUACUCCAAUUCAACGGAUUCUUCUUGCAUUUGGUUCCUCCGCUGUUGCUUUAGUUGAUCCAUUCAGAGAUGAUAUGGUGGCUGUAAGUGGUGAAGUUAUGGGUCAAAGAUCAUUGAAAUUAAUGUUGAAACGAAUGUCAUCAGAUGCCGAAGGCUCCCAAAUAUUGGCUGAUAGAUGCCGAAUCAACUCUAAACAAAUUGAUCUCAAGCAUUUGGAAUCAUUACCGAUUAAUACAUUAGGACAUCAGUAUAUUAAAUUUCUCAAAGAUAAUAAUAUAAGCUGUGAUACCAGAAAGGAAGUUAAAUUCAUCGAUGAUCCUGAUUUGGCUUAUGUGAUGCAACGAUACCGAGAAACUCAUGAUUUGGUUCAUCUCUUACUCCAUAUGCCAACUAAUAUGCUCGGAGAGGUGGUUGUGAAGUGGAUCGAGGCGAUUCAAUAUGAUCUACCGAUGUGCUGGGGAGCCGCAGUGUUUGGGGCUUACCGACUUAAACCUAAACAACGAGCUAAAUAUCUCGAUACACAUUUAGAUUGGGCGAUUAAAGCAGGGAAACAAUCAAAGUAUCUGAUCAAUGUUUACUUUGAGAAACGAUGGACUCAAGAUAUUGAUGAUUUGAGGCAAGAACUAAAUAUUCCACCUCCACCGUCUUAACACAUGGACAUCUCGCUAUUAACUGAUGCCUUAUAAUUUAGUUGAAAAGUAUUGAGAUUAAAAUGGACAAAAUAAGAAAAUAUAAUCAAGAAAAAAAUACUGUCUUCUUUAUAAAACUCAAAGGGUUUCAAUUGGAAAGAUACAAGGAAAAGACAAAGAAAAGUAUAUUAGAUGUAAACCUUUUUUUUGUUUCAUUAAUUAACGUUGAUUUAAUUUAAAAUUCA
Panonychus citri (citrus red mite) is the source of this 1170-nucleotide messenger RNA. RefSeq names its product ubiquinone biosynthesis protein COQ4 homolog, mitochondrial-like (gene Coq4). The record is from RefSeq and is a predicted model, not a curated record. The coding region runs from base 188 to 946 and encodes 252 amino acids. The transcript is spliced from 4 exons. Gene Ontology annotation, biological process: ubiquinone biosynthetic process. Lineage: Eukaryota; Metazoa; Arthropoda; Arachnida; Trombidiformes; Tetranychidae. Gene Ontology annotation, cellular component: mitochondrion; mitochondrial inner membrane.